This is a messenger RNA of Lathyrus oleraceus (garden pea), 1376 nucleotides long. RefSeq names its product peroxisomal membrane protein PEX14. The record is from RefSeq and is a predicted model, not a curated record. Gene Ontology annotation, molecular function: signaling receptor binding. Bases 440 to 907 code for a protein of 155 amino acids. Gene Ontology annotation, biological process: protein import into peroxisome matrix, docking. The transcript has a single exon. Gene Ontology annotation, cellular component: peroxisomal importomer complex; peroxisomal membrane. Lineage: Eukaryota; Viridiplantae; Streptophyta; Magnoliopsida; Fabales; Fabaceae.
UGUUCAUUACAAACUACAAGCUACAUAAAUUUCAUACAUAAUACAUUUCAAUACAUUCCAUUCAACUCAAAUGCAUUGUAUCACAAUUCCAAUUCCAUUCAAAAUCUGAGAUUACACUAUUUCACUUCGAUCAUAAUCAUAUCAUUAACACCCAAGUUUUCCAUUUAAUUCCCGUUCUCCAUAUAUUUCAAAGCAAUUCUCAAAGUUACAAGACUUAUAAACAUUAAAACACGAGCCCAAACCAUUUCAAUUACAUUUACAUUCUUUCCAACUACCACCAAGUUUCCAAUACGAGACUACAAUGUGACCGAAGCGUAUUCCAAGCAUCCCAAAUCAGCCUUACAUCAGCCAUCCAACUCAAGUGACAACCUUGUUGGUGAGAAAAUCCCAACUUUUCUUUUUGUCUUCACUCACUUCACUAUAAUCUCAUCACAAAAACAUGGCAACGAAGCAAUCACCACCCCCUCCUCCCAUUGCCACCGCCAUGGCAACCGAUGUAAACCAAGGUGCUGAAUCUAUCCAACCAACAAACAUGGAUCAGCAAACUGUUGUAUAUGAGUCUGUUAAACCCAGUUCAACUACAUCAAUCUUUGUGAACUCAGAACCAUUGUGGGAAGAACAAGUUCAGAAUGCUGUCAAAUUUCUGUCACACCCAAAAGUUAAAGGUUCGCCCAUCAUGUACCGGUCCUUUUUGGAGAAGAAGGGCCUUACAAAAGAGGAGAUUGAUGAAGCCUUUCGGCGUGUGCCUGAUGUGGCUCCGACUGUGCAGAUAGAUGGUGGAAAUCAAGAUGGGCGAUUGAAAUCAUCAUCAAAACAAGCCCAACAGCAAACUUUGCAGCCUGUUUUACCUGCUUCUGCUGGUGUUAAUACUUCAUCAGGAACCUUAGCACGAACCAAAUAUCAUUGAUCCCAUGCCCUUAUUUUAGUUGGAGUUCUGACUGCUUCAGGUGCUGGAACAGUUUUGAUAAUUAAAAAUUCCCUUCUUCCUCGGUUAAACUCUUGGAUACGCAAGGUUGUCUUAGACAAAGAUGAUGAACUAUCAAGGGAAACCAACAACAAACCAACUUUGGCUGAAGAAGUUGCUCAAGCUGCAAAAUCAGCAGCAGCAGCAGCUACAAAUGUGGCAAAAGCAAGCCAAGAUAUGCUGGCUUCAAAGGGUGAGGAAAGGAAAUACUUUGUGGAAGUUGUGAGUCUUUUAGAUAAGCAAGUACAAGAAAUAAAGUUAAUGACAAAUGCAAUAAGAAUAUUGGAAGGGAAAGAAGAUCCCCGAGCCAGUCAAACAAGUUCAAAGCGACUGGUUGCGAAUGGCAAGGCGGACUAUGACUUGCAUUCAGGGAGAUCAUUAUCCCCACCUGCAUAUGUUGAGCCAUCAGGUU